Messenger RNA from [Candida] anglica, 2569 nucleotides. Lineage: Eukaryota; Fungi; Ascomycota; Pichiomycetes; Serinales; Debaryomycetaceae. The record is from the annotation of a GenBank genome assembly.
UAUCACUAAUAUGCUGGAAUUGAAUUCAAGGAAAAGAUUUCGUAUAACCGUAGUUUGCAAUGUAUGCAAAGGUAGGAAAGUGAAAUGCGAUAAAAAAAAGCCUUGUAAUUCAUGUAUAAAGUUCAAAACAACAGAACUUUGCAACUAUGAUGAUCCUUUAUGGAUUAAAGCAUCUCUGAAAGAAUCGAAAGGAACAAAAGAUUCAAAAGAUGUCGAAUCUGAUUUGGAAUCUCUUAAACAAAAAGUAAGUUUACUUGAAUCCAUUAUUCGUAAUCAAAAACGACAAUCGAGAGCAGUGGAGAGAUGGGAUUCGAUUGUUAAAUAUCCCAAAUCUAAAAAAUUCCUAAAUCUUUCAUCAAUGAUUGGCAUAAAUCCGGUAGCAACAGAAGACGAUACUUUAAAUUUCUAUGAGAAUUAUGGUACUUUAAAAGUGAAUUCAAAUGAUCCAAUGAAACGGGUUGAUUUGGGACCAUUUUCUUGGCAUGCACUUGUUAGAAGAGAUCCUUGUCUUUUUGAUUUAUGGUGUUUUUUAACUCAUAAAAGGGAACUAUUGAUAGAAAAGGAUAAACUAAAUAUACAACAUCGAAAUCCUCAUGGGGUAUUAAUGGCGAUAAAACGAUACCUGGAACUUUUAUUUGGGAAUACUACAUAUGUUAAUAGUUUUAUUCCACUUGGGAAUAAUAAUGAAGCCCCAUGGAAAGAAUUACAUGAGCUAAUAAUAUUGCCUCUGAAUAAUAUAAUAUGGUAUUAUAUUGAUAUAUUUUUCAAAAACCUUUAUCCAUAUUUACCAUUUAUUGAUGAGACGAAUUUUAGAAAUUCAGUAUCAAACAUAAUAUCUAAUAGAACAAAUGGAUGUGGUUGUAUUGAAAUAACCGGAAUUGCAGACUGUGCAAUAUUGGGAUUACUUCUAAUAGUUAUGCGAAUGGGUUAUCUUUCUUUACUUUCCAAUGAAAAGGACAUGAAUGAACAUCCAAUUGGAGCUGAAUAUAUAUUUUGGGCAAAAAAAUGUUUAAAUCAAAUUGAUAUGCUUCAAAAUAUUGAUUUAGGUGUGAUUCAAUUUGCUCUUUAUUUAUGGUUAUAUUUUCGAAUCGCUCCAGAGAAUGGAGAAGGUCCGGAUCGUAACCUUCUUCAAAUAUUUAGUGGGAUGAUCGUACAAAUGGCAUUUAGUAUUGGAUUGAAUCGAGAACCUGAUAAUUUUAAUGAAGUGUCUACUAAUGAGCGUAUUAAUCAUCUUAGACGCAAAGUUUGGCAUCAAAUAAAAGAUCUAGAUAUACGACUGUCAAUAGAAUUUGGCAGUCCACUUUUAAUUACGAAACGUUUUUAUGAUACAAAACUUCCAUUUUAUACCCCUGGCUGUGAAAAUAGUUUAACACCUGGACUUGAAAGGGAAAUUAUUGAAAUUGACGAAUCAGUUAAUGAAAUUCUUGAAAAAACUAAAAAUAUCCUUCUUACAGUAUUAGAAAUAACUGCUAAAGUUAAAAUGGUAACAAUAUCAAAGUAUCUUUGUGACAUGGAAACAAUUACGAAUAAAACGUUUGGAAAUCUUCACGAUUAUAUUAAUGCUUGUAAUGAUGGAAAGAAUUGGACUUGGUUAAUACAUGCCCCAUUGUUUAUUUCUUUAAGAUUAUUCCAUGCAUCACUUUAUUAUGUGUUCUUUUUACAUUAUGAGAGAGUAAAAGAUAUUGAUCAUCUGUUUUUUUAUCUAAAGAAAUCACUUUGUAUUGGUAUUGAAGAAUUUUUGCCAUACUUUUUCGAUUUGUUAAGUAUUCUGAAUGAAGAUACAGGUUAUGCAUCUCAAUUUAUGUUGAAUCCAAGUUUAGAAAAAGUGAUAAAUAGGACUAAUGGGUUCUAUUUUUCAACAAUUUUUCGUAUAAAAUAUACGCUUCAUAAAAUGACAGUGGAAGAAAUGAAUUCUAAACCAGAAUAUGUCAAUUCAUUGAAAAAACUUGCUAAAUUAGUAUCAGCAUGUUCAAAAAUAACUAUUGUUGCAAUAUCAAAGCUUAGUGAUAGAUACUGGUAUGCUUGGAGAAUAGGUAAAUCUCAUAGUUUUAUGCUUAAAACCUUAAUUUCCGAUUCAUAUUAUGAAGAUCUUGAUCAAUUUAAAGUACAAAAGGAAUUACCAAUAUUACAAUUUAAAUUAGACCAAAUACUUGAGUUAAUCGAAUUAUUUGAAAAAUCAUUGAGUAAAUACCGGAAAGAAGGAUUCAGAGAUCAAUGGAGAACAUUUUCCGAUGUAACUAAAUUAGUUAGUGAGAAGAAUCCAUUAUCAUUACUGGAAUAUAAUUUUGAUCGUGAUUUAGAAGAUUUUUGGUCAUGUUAUACUGAACAAAUGGGAUCUAUAAGUAGUUUACCACUUGGAACCAAUAACAUCCAACAUCUUUUCACUGAUACAAAUGAAGGAGAUGUUGAAAAUAGAAUGAAAGACGUUCGUAAUACCUUGGAAACUUAUCUAGAGCUUGACGCUCCAUAUUUUGAUUAUGGAUGUGGAAUAAGUUCGUCAUACAAUUUUUCUUAACUCAAACAUUAAUUUUAUUAACUAUAAACUAACGAAAGUUGUGUAUUCCCAUUA